AUGCCUGCAACUCACCCAUCGCGCAUGCUUCAGAGCGCAGCCACGGGAGUCAAACGGAAACAACUUCCAUCUCCCGGCAUGUCCACCCACCGUCCUAACACUCGCUCGGCAACCGGAUCCAACUCCAUGUCCACAACCCUUGUGCCGAGCACGGCAAACGCUGCCGAUGUUGCGUUUAUCGAAAACGCUAGCGCUUUUCCUGUUGCCGACUCUGUCUUUACAACAGCAGCAGACAUCCUCUCCCGCGCAUAUGCUGCUACUGGUGAUGGAUUUAUUGUUGCACCCGUGUCUUUUGCCGAGUAUUGUUCUGUUGCCGAUGAGCGCGACCGGCGCGGCAGCAAGGCACGUCUGUUUUACCUCCAUGACUCUCGGUUGCUGAUUGUCACGGUGCCAACAAAUCAUCACGAGAUGCUACACGGCCAACUAUACCACAUAUUCACCGGAAAGCUUUGGGAGAUUGGCUUGGGUGAUGACUGGGCCGUGACCCACGCGACGACCUUCAAAUCUGCUCUGGGAAAUACGUCGGCUGGCGAAGGCGACUCUGGUGGUCGGCCCAUAUCAGCACGACCUAGUUGUGCCGCAUGGCCUGUCUUGGUAAUUGAGGCAGGUUGGACGCAGAGCCUCGCCAGUCUCCGCUGCAGAAAAGCCUUUUGGUUCCGUCAAUCCGACCACCAGGUCAAGAUCGUCCUUUUGGUGAAAGGCUUCCCGCUCGGCGGCAACAGAGACGGAGGUCCUGAAAAGAGGAUUUUGAUAGAACACUGGCAGGAGCCGUACCGGCUGCACCGUCUCGGUGCCACUGAGACCAGAGCCCAUGCAGCCGCCACUCGUGACAGUGUCUGUCUCCAGACAAUUAAUAUUGUCUGGGCCGGGCCUAUACCGUACGACGAUGCGUCUAUGCCGGUGCGUCAAGACCCGACCAACUUCAAUGUGACUAGAGGGCCGUUGAAGUUGGACUUUUGCCAUAUUUUCUUGCGACAGCCGAGGCCCCACACAAACGAGCAGGACAUUAUCAUAAGCGAUAGCGAACUGCAGCGGUUCGCGGCCCUUAUGUGGCUGCCCUAG
Molecule: messenger RNA, 1062 nt
Organism: Sporothrix schenckii 1099-18
Lineage: Eukaryota; Fungi; Ascomycota; Sordariomycetes; Ophiostomatales; Ophiostomataceae
Exons: 1
Coding region: 1-1062 (353 amino acids)
Source: RefSeq, a predicted model, not a curated record